AUGGCCAACAACGACGAGGCGCCGCGCGCCGAAGGCGUCGUGAAGUUCGAGCUGACCGAGGUGUCGAGUCUGAACAUGACCGGCAAAAUGUCGGCGACGCACAUCAUCGGCGGCCUUCCGUGGAGUCUCACGGCGAUGACGUGCUUCGACGCGAACAGCGUGAUCUAUCUCGGCGUGUUGGCGAAAUGCAAAUUCGAGGGCCGCCAAUCGGAAAUGGAGUGCGACGCCGACGUCGAGUUUCGUGUGAUCGGACGAGCGCGCGACGACGCGACGCCGCCGCCGUUCGCCGCCAAGACCAUCCACAAGACCUAUUCGAAGGACGCCGUCAAUUGGGGCGUCGUGCGCUUCUUGAAAUGGAGCGACUUCACCGACGUCGACAAUGGCUAUGUGACGAAUGACACGGCGCAGAUUGAAGCGAGAGUUGUCAUCAAGAAGAUUCAUGACAACAACGAUGUGCCGAUGCACAAACUGAACGUAUUGGGUUGCUAUCAUUUCCGGUUCGACGUCACCACGUUCACCGGUCUCGCCGAAUGGUCGCCGUCGCGGUUCUUCAACAUCCCAUGGGUGAUCUCAGCGAGCUUCGGCGAACUCGAUCCGAUCAGUCGGGCGCCGUAUCUCGCGCUCGGCCUGAAAUGCAAUCACGAGAGCCUCAGCAAUCUCUGGUCGUGUCACGCCGAGUUCGAGUUCAAGCUCGUCAUCGAGACGCCGCACGGCGAGGUCAAUCCGUCGAUCAAGAAUGGAACGCACGUGUUCACGAAGCGACACAAUCAGGCGAUGGUGCCGCGUUUCAUCAAAUGGAACGAGUUGCUCGCAAUGACCAACGGCCUCGUCACCAUCGACUUCAUGCUCAAAGUGACGAAAGCCGAAGGGCUGUACGUUCCGCGAGGAUACGAUUUCACGAAGCCGUCGAAUUUUGCUGACACGACGCUCUCCAUCGGCGACAAUCAUCUUUAUGUCAACAAAAUGCUACUAUCAUCUUUCUCGCCAUUCUUCGAGAACCUCUUCAAUCAGCCAAACGAAGAGAACCAUUAUCGACUAACCGAUAUCGACUCGAACGAGUUCAUCGAGCUCCUCCAUGUCAUCUAUCCAUCGCACUAUCCGGUCCAUGAAUACAAUGCCGAAUUUUUGCUCAAAGUCUCCGAGAAGUUCAAAAUCGAUUUUGUCAAAUAUGAAUGCGAGAAAUUUUUGGUGUCGACGGUGAAAGUCAACAAAAACGACAAAAUCCGAAUCGCCGACCGAUACAAAUUGGCGACAUUGCAGGACGCGUGGCUGAAAUCGUGCGACGACGUCGUCGAGCUCAACGCGUUCCGCUUAACGAAUGAGUUCGAGAAGCUCGGAAACGACACGAAAUUCGCGAUUCUCCACCGAACCAUUGAUCUAUACGCGAUUAAUAAUGAGAGAGCUUGUCCUUCGACGUCAUCUGCUGACUCGGCCAACUAG
Molecule: messenger RNA, 1440 nt
Organism: Caenorhabditis bovis
Lineage: Eukaryota; Metazoa; Nematoda; Chromadorea; Rhabditida; Rhabditidae
Source: the annotation of a GenBank genome assembly